Molecule: messenger RNA, 5657 nt
Organism: Colius striatus (speckled mousebird)
Lineage: Eukaryota; Metazoa; Chordata; Aves; Coliiformes; Coliidae
Gene: CACNA2D1
Product: calcium voltage-gated channel auxiliary subunit alpha2delta 1
Exons: 38
Coding region: 98-3331 (1077 amino acids)
Cellular component (GO): L-type voltage-gated calcium channel complex
Molecular function (GO): voltage-gated calcium channel activity
Source: RefSeq, a predicted model, not a curated record
AGCCCCCCCCCACCGCCACCACACACACAAUAAUUGAAUUUAUUAUUAUUGCCGUCUCGCCGACUUGGGGAAGAGGGAUCGAUCUUCGAUCAGGAAGAUGGCUGCUGGCUGGCUGCUAGUCUUUAGCUUGACACUUUUCCAGUCCCUGGUGAUGAACCACUCCUCGGAGGGACCUUUCCCUUCGGCCACCACGAUAAAAUCAUGGGUCGAUAAGAUGCAAGAAGACCUGGUAUCAUUGGCACGAACAGCGAGCGGAGUGGAUCAGCUUGCUGCGAUUUAUUUGAAAAACAGAGAUUUGUAUACCGUAGAAGCCAACAACCCUCGUCAGCUAGUGGAAAUUGCAGCCAGAGACAUUGAAAAACUUUUGAGUAACAGAUCUAAAGCCUUAGUGCGCCUUGCUAAAGAAGCAGAGAAGUACCAAGCAUCACAUCAGUGGAGGGAUGAGUUUGGGAAUAAUGAUAUAAUCUAUUACAAUGCAAAAGACGAUCAAAAUGAUCCUGAAAAGAAUGACACUGAAUCCGGCAGCCAGAGAAUCAGACCAGUAUUCGAAGAGGAUCCUGUUUUCCGACGGCAAACAUCUUACCAGCAUGCAGCAGUCCACAUACCAACAGAUAUUUACGAAGGCUCAACGAUAGUGUUAAAUGAACUCAACUGGACUGCAGCAUUGGAUGAUGUAUUCAAGCGGAACAGAGAAGAGGACCCCACUUUAUUAUGGCAGGUUUUUGGUAGUGCAACUGGCCUGGCAAGGUAUUACCCAGCUUCCCCAUGGGUAGAUAACAGCCGAACUCCAAACAAAAUAGAUCUAUAUGAUGUUCGCAGGAGACCAUGGUAUAUCCAAGGAGCUGCAUCUCCCAAAGACAUGCUUAUUUUGGUUGAUGCGAGUGGAAGUGUCAGUGGGCUGACGUUGAAGCUGAUCCGCACUUCAGUCAUUGAGAUGUUAGAGACCUUAUCCGAUGAUGACUUUGUGAAUGUAGUUUCGUUUAACAAUAAUGCUCAGAACGUCAGUUGCUUUAAUCAUCUUGUCCAAGCUAAUGUGAGGAACAAGAAGAAGCUGAAAGAAGCUGUCUAUAAAAUCUCUGCUAAAGGAAUAACAGAUUACAAAAAAGGCUUUAGCUAUGCCUUUGAACAGCUGCUAAAUCACAGUGUUUCUAGAGCUAACUGCAAUAAGAUCAUUAUGUUAUUUACGGAUGGUGGUGAAGAAAGAGCACAAGAAAUUUUCCACAAAUAUAAUGAAGACAAAAAAGUACGUGUGUUUACAUUUUCUGUUGGUCAACAUAAUUAUGACAAAGGACCCAUACAGUGGAUGGCCUGUGAAAAUAAAGGCUAUUAUUAUGAAAUUCCAUCCAUUGGAGCCAUAAGAAUAAACACCCAGGAAUAUCUGGACGUUUUGGGAAGACCAAUGGUUUUAGCUGGAGAAAAAGCCAAACAAGUCCAAUGGACAAAUGUCUAUCUGGAUGCUCUGGAGCUGGGCCUUGUGAUUACAGGAACUCUACCUGUCUUCAAUCUAACAAAGGAACAAAAUGGGAAAAUAAAUCAACUGAUUCUUGGAGUAAUGGGGGUUGAUGUUUCUUUGGAGGACAUAAAAAAACUGACACCCCGGUUUACGCUUUGUCCAAACGGAUACUAUUUUGCAAUUGAUCCUAAUGGUUAUGUACUGCUUCAUCCAAACCUCCAACCAAAGGAGCCUGUUACACUGGAUUUUCUAGAUGCUGAAUUGGAAAAUGAUAUUAAAGUUGAGAUUCGGAAAAAAAUGAUAGAUGGAGAAAGUGGAGAAAAAACAUUUGAAACACUGGUCAAGUCCCAAGAUGAGAGAUACAUUGAUAAAGGAAACAGAACGUAUACAUGGACUGCUGUGAAUGGUACUGAUUACAGUUUGGCAUUGGUUUUACCAUCAUACAGCUUUUAUUAUAUUAAAGCCAAAAUAGAAGAACCAAUAACUCAAGCCAGAUUUUCAGAAACAUUGAAGCUUGAUAAUUUUGAUGAAGCUGGCUAUACGUUUAUAGCACCGAGAGAAUACUGUAAUGAUGUAAAAAAAUCAGAAAACAACACCGAGUUUCUAUUAAAUUUCAAUGAAUUUAUUGACAGAAAUACUCCAAGCAGUCCAUCAUGUAAUACUGAUAUGGUCAUUAGAGUUUUGCUGGAUGCAGGAUUUACAAAUGAACUUGCCCAAAGUUAUUGGAGUAAACUGUCUCUUGAUGGAGUUGUUGCACAAUUUGUUGUUACAGAUGGUGGAAUUACUAGAGUCUUCCCCAAAAGGGCAGGAGAAGAUUGGUUGGAAAAUGCUGAAACUUAUGAAGUCAGCUUCUAUAAACGGAGUUUAGAUAAUGACAACUAUAUUUUCACAGCUCCAUAUUACAACAAAAGUGGUGCCAAUAGCUAUGAAACAGGUAUUAUGGUAAGCAAGGCUGUGGAAAUAACGAUUAACGGGAAGCUUCUGAAACCAGCAGUUGUUGGAAUAAAAAUUGACGCAACCAGCUGGAUGGAAAAUUUCACAAAAACCACAAUCAAAAGCCUGUGCAACAGUGAAAUCUGUGGCUGUGAGAGAAACAGUAUGCAUGUGGACUGUGUUAUCCUUGAUGAUGGUGGCUUUCUUUUGAUGUCAAAUCGGGAUGAAUACACACAACAGAUUGGAAGAUUCUUUGGUGAAAUUGAUCCUGGUCUGAUGCGAAACCUGAUUAACAUGUCCCUGUAUGCCUUUAACAAGUCAUAUGACUAUCAGUCAGUCUGCGAUCCUGAAGAAGAACCAAAGCAAGGAGCUGGGCUUCGUUCUGUUUAUGUGCCUACAAUAACAGACAUUUUGCAUCUAGGAUGGUGGGCUUCAGCAGCUGCCUGGUCUAUCUUACAGCAGCUGUUUUUGAGCUUGACUUUUCCACGUUUCCUUGAAGCAGCUGAUAUGGAAGAUGAUGAUUUUGGUGCUGCCCUGCCUAAAACAAGCUGUAUCACUGAGCAAACCCAGUAUUUCUUUGAAAAUGAUGAUAAAUCCUUUAGUGGGAUUGUAGACUGUAUAAACUGCUCCAGACUUUAUCAUGCAGAGAAGAUUUCAAACACCAAUCUAGUAUUCAUUAUUAGUGACAGCCAACUGCUGUGCCGCUCCUGUGACCCCAAGCCACUGAUGCAAGCAGAGAAGCCGGAUGAAGGGCCAAAUCCUUGCGAAAUGGUCAAACAACCCAGAUACAGAAAGGGUCCUGAUGUCUGUUUUGAUGAAGCCAAACAGGAGGAUUCAGCCGACUGCGGUGGUGUCUCUGGUCUGAGUCCAUCACUGUGGUCUAUGGUAGGAAUUCAAUUGGUCCUGCUUUGGCUGUUAUCUGGCAGCAGACACUGCCAGUUAUGACCUUGCUAAACCAAAACCUGCAUAACUUAUUCAAGACCCGGCCAAAACGAUAGCCUCAGUUUCAUUUUAAAAAGGGUCAACUAUUCAGAAAGCAGCAGAACAGCAGUGCUCAUGUCUGGUUGUCACUCCUAGUGAGACUCAUAAAGGCAUCCACGGUGGCUGCAUGUUGGAGUGUCGGAUCCUUAAACGUGUGUGAAUGCUGCAUCAUCUAUGCCAUCCAAACAGAAUUCUGUACAUUCUCCAUCGGGGAAUCUAAGAUUAUUAUUUUUGUUUGUUUGUUCGCAGUUGUAAUCUUGACUUCAUGUAAAAGGGCUCCCCUGACAAUAGCUUAUGUAUAUGAUUUUCCUUUCUUUUAAGCUUUGGAUAUCUUGAAGAUUUCUAUUCUUUUACAUGAACAGUUAUUAAAAAAAAAAAAGAAGAAAAGAAAAAGAAAAGAGAAAACAUCCUCCCCAGUAGCACCAUGAUAGGUACUUUGAAUAUGAGUUUUGUCCAAACUAUUUAAGUAAGAUGAAAGUAUUGGCUAACCUUCAUCAGAAGUUCAGCAUGCUUGAAAGGCUUUGUAAUGAGUGGUUUAAUCUUCCAAAAUGAAUCACAUAGCCAGAUAAGUUUUGGUAGGUAAAUUGUUAAGGGAAGGAAUCAAGUAGGGAAAGAAGGAAGCAAGAAAGAAAGGAAGGAAGCUUCUGAUUUUAAAAAUAUAAAGGUGCUUGAGAGUUUAACUAAAAAGGGAUUCUCAUAUUAAACUUUAUGUCAUCUUCUGUCAGAAAACAAAAGUUAACUUCAGUGUAAUAUUCACCUCCUUUUCACAAUGCAGUUAUAUAUAAAGCUAAUAGAAUCCUUCAAAGGCUCAAACAAAAAUGCUUGUGAAUAAAAAACGUCUUUGUGAUAUUUGAGCGUUGGUUUCCAAGGGUAUUUUGCAUGACGAUGAUGCUAUGUUACUGUUUUUUGGUUUGUUUUCUUUGAUGGUAGAGUAUAGUCCACUGAAAAGGUAACUGAGUGAUUCUUUUAUUGUGUGAGAAACUGAACAUUGCAAUGUGUUACAAUCAAAUCAUAUUAAAUAAUAUUAUGAAACAGAGCUCUGAAUAUACUGUGCAAUGAAAAAGCUGAGAAAAUAGGGUAAAUUUAGCUAUCGUAACAAAAGGGUUGAGUUGGAUUUUUUACAGAAUAGUGAUCUCAUAUGAAAACCUGUGUACAGAUAUUUAAAGUAUAUAAAAAUCAGAUUGAUCACAUUUAUUUUUGGAAGUAUAUGUUCUCUAAGGUUCAUAUCAGGUUCCUCCUUUGUUUCCUUCAUAUAAACCCACCCAUGUGAUACUAAAAAUUCUGCUGUUGCUAUUUGUUAUUGAAAAUAGCAUAUUUAACAGCAAAGUGUUCUGGUUGCUGAGAUUUAAAAAAACCCAGUCUAAACAAAUGGGGAGCCUUGAAUCUAUAUGUAUGCACAUUGAUACUUGAUUGUGAAUAAUAAUUUUAGAAGUUGUUUUUCUACAACCUCAUUGGUGAUACAGAUUGGUGCAGUAAAUUACAAUAUUACAGUGUAGCAUAGUGUUGAUACAAAAUAUGAUUUGCGCUUUUUUCCUAGUUCUCAUGACUAAAGAGUAUUGCAAGACAGCUAAACCAAUGAAUGUGCAACUCUGCUGGUAUUGUACAAUUCUGCUAACGACUGCAGUACGCAGAUAUUAACAUGGCACAAUACACUAGCUCUAUACAAAAAAUAGGAACAUCCAAAGCAUUGGUAUAUUGGUAUGUAUAUGCUGGCAAUCGUCUGAUAUAAUUUUGAUCAUGCCAAAAGCUUAAAGAACUAAUUGGGCAUGCAUUCAUAUCCUGUGAAAACUGAAGAAGCAACUCGAAGCCAUGGCAUGAUUUAAAAGGUCAGACGUCUACUGUAGCUGUACCCAUGCCUGGUUUGAUGUUUUUUCUCAUGUACCUUGGCUCCAGCUAUGUAUUUUCUCAUGUUUGGAAAUACAGUGAGUACAAAAAAUAAAACCUGAUCUUUCAUUCAAUGAUCAGAUUUAGCUUUAAAAAAAAUAUAUCUAGUAAAGUCAUAGGGUUAAAAGUAUAAUUCAUUGUGUUGGAUGACUACAGGUCUUCUUCAGGGAAGGUGAGCUAAUUUUGGUAAUAUGGGUGAAGAUAAUCUUGGCGCUCUUUCUUCCAGUCGUAUUACUGCACUUUUCUUCACUCUGUCACCAGUUAUCACCUCACAAAAAAUUGGUUUGAGACUUUCUAAUGCUGAGAUUGCAUCCUGUAUUUUCUCUUAACAUGGUCAAUUUAAAUUUCAUGGGAGGAAUAAGGUUUGUAGGAUCAGGCCAAUACUUACUUCACGUUAACUUUUACU